UUAAGUUCCCCGGCGCGGCCGCCCCGCCCCGCCAGCCCUUGACGUGGCAGAGGCGGCACCAGCCAUGUUGGCCCAGUCGUGUUCUGCGUGGAGGCCGGGGGCGGGGCGGCGCCGGCCCUGAUCGAGUGCCACGGCUGCUCCAGCUCGUCGGAAAGGACCGAUUUUGCUGGGCGGAGGUUGCAACCGGCGCGGAUCUUGUCUGGGGGCACGGUGAAAUAAGAAUCAGGCUCUACAAUGACAACCUAUUUGGAAUUCAUCCAACAAAAUGAAGAACGAGAUGGAGUCCGAUUUAGCUGGAAUGUUUGGCCAUCAAGUCGACUAGAAGCUACAAGAAUGGUUGUUCCCGUAGCAGCCUUAUUUACACCACUGAAGGAGAGACCUGAUUUACCACCUAUUCAGUAUGAACCUGUUCUGUGUAGCAGGACCACUUGCCGUGCAGUUUUGAAUCCUUUAUGUCAAGUGGAUUACCGAGCAAAACUCUGGGCUUGCAACUUUUGUUAUCAAAGGAAUCAGUUUCCACCUACUUACGCUGGUAUAUCUGAAUUGAAUCAACCUGCGGAGCUCUUACCUCAGUUUUCUAGCAUUGAAUAUGUAGUUCUGCGUGGUCCUCAGAUGCCUUUGAUAUUCCUCUAUGUGGUUGAUACUUGCAUGGAAGAUGAAGAUUUACAAGCCCUGAAAGAAUCUAUGCAGAUGUCAUUGAGUCUUUUACCACCUACAGCUUUGGUUGGACUUAUUACUUUUGGGAGAAUGGUACAGGUUCAUGAACUUGGAUGUGAGGGCAUUUCAAAAAGCUACGUGUUCAGAGGAACAAAAGAUUUGUCUGCCAAACAACUGCAGGAAAUGCUGGGACUCUCUAAAGUACCCGUUACUCAAGCUACACGUGGUCCUCAGGUACAACAGCCACCUCCUUCCAAUAGAUUCUUGCAGCCAGUACAGAAAAUAGACAUGAAUCUCACAGAUCUUCUGGGAGAACUGCAGCGAGACCCUUGGCCUGUACCACAGGGGAAGAGACCUUUGCGUUCCUCUGGGGUGGCACUUUCCAUAGCUGUAGGACUACUUGAGUGUACUUUUCCCAACACUGGUGCUCGUAUCAUGAUGUUCAUUGGCGGUCCAGCCACUCAGGGGCCUGGAAUGGUGGUUGGAGAUGAAUUGAAGACACCUAUAAGAUCAUGGCAUGAUAUUGAAAAAGACAAUGCCAAAUAUGUUAAAAAGGGAACAAAGCAUUUUGAAGCAUUGGCUAAUCGAGCUGCUACGACUGGUCAUGUUAUUGAUAUAUAUGCCUGUGCGUUAGAUCAGACAGGUCUCCUGGAGAUGAAAUGCUGUCCCAACCUUACUGGAGGAUACAUGGUAAUGGGUGACUCUUUCAACACUUCCUUAUUCAAGCAGACUUUUCAAAGAGUUUUUACCAAAGAUAUGCAUGGACAGUUUAAAAUGGGCUUUGGUGGUACAUUAGAAAUAAAGACCUCAAGGGAAAUAAAGAUUUCAGGAGCUAUUGGACCCUGUGUGUCUCUCAAUUCUAAAGGACCUUGUGUGUCUGAAAAUGAGAUAGGAACAGGUGGCACUUGUCAAUGGAAGAUAUGUGGACUCAGUCCCACUACAACCUUAGCCAUAUAUUUUGAGGUUGUCAAUCAGCAUAAUGCUCCAAUUCCUCAAGGAGGGCGUGGUGCCAUCCAGUUUGUGACUCAGUAUCAGCAUUCAAGUGGACAGAGACGCAUCCGAGUGACCACCAUUGCUAGGAACUGGGCGGAUGCUCAAACUCAAAUCCAAAACAUUGCUGCAUCUUUUGACCAGGAGGCAGCUGCCAUUCUUAUGGCCCGGCUGGCAAUAUACAGGGCGGAAACAGAGGAAGGACCAGAUGUACUUAGAUGGCUAGACAGACAGCUCAUUCGACUGUGUCAGAAAUUUGGAGAAUAUCACAAAGAUGAUCCAAGCUCCUUCAGAUUUUCAGAAACUUUCUCCCUUUACCCUCAGUUUAUGUUUCAUUUAAGAAGAUCUCCUUUCUUGCAAGUUUUUAACAAUAGUCCUGAUGAGAGUUCAUAUUAUCGUCAUCAUUUUAUGCGUCAAGAUUUGACUCAGUCUCUAAUCAUGAUUCAGCCUAUUCUGUAUGCAUAUUCUUUUAGUGGACCACCAGAGCCGGUUCUUCUUGAUAGCAGCAGUAUUCUUGCAGAUCGCAUUCUUCUCAUGGACACGUUCUUCCAGAUUUUGAUUUACCAUGGUGAGACCAUUGCACAGUGGCGCAAGUCAGGAUACCAAGACAUGCCAGAAUAUGAAAAUUUCCGCCAUCUUCUACAAGCCCCAGUGGAUGAUGCCCAGGAGAUUCUUCACUCCAGAUUUCCAAUGCCAAGAUACAUUGAUACUGAACAUGGAGGUAGCCAGGCCCGUUUCCUGCUUUCAAAAGUCAACCCUUCCCAGACUCAUAAUAAUAUGUAUGCCUGGGGACAGGAGUCUGGAGCACCUAUUCUCACAGAUGAUGUUAGUUUACAAGUGUUUAUGGAUCACUUGAAGAAACUUGCUGUGUCAAGUGCUGCUUGAAGUGCUAAACAUAUUAAGGACACUUAAGAUGAAAUAAUACUUCAAUUUCCUUUUUCAGUUUAUCUGUGGAAACCAAUACAGGUAUCUCUGUAGACUCUUUGUAUUAGUAUGGUUUGAGACAUGUGGGAAAAUGUUCACAUUUGUAGAAUAAGCUGGAAUAUAAGAGCAAUAAGAACAAAUUUAUUUUGCUUGCCACAGUAUUAUGGCUGGUUUUAGAAAUCUGAGGUCUUUAUAACUUAAUUAUGUUAAAGAGUUGAAAUAGAGUUGGCCUUGCACUACAGAGACAUAACUCAUUUGUAUAUUGCAGAAAAAUACAAAGUGGCACUGAAUGUCCUUGCUGACUUUUUGAAAACUUGUUUCUUGAUUUUAACCAAGUAAGCAAAAUCAUUGACAGUAAUGAUAAAUGUGAACAUUUUUGCCUAUUCGUUGAAAUAUAUCUGUGAUUUUCGAGCACUUAUGUAUACACCUUUUUCUGUACUUAUUCUGUUAAGGCAGAUUUAUUUUUAUGAUGAUUUGUUUAGGGAUUAUUUGACUUUAUAUAUGGUAAUUUUCAUGAAGAUAAUUUAAUGUUUUUGGUCAUUUGGAAAAAUAGUUUAGAGAUGGAAAGUUUUUUGGGGUAACAAUCCCACAACUGACAAAUGUGAAAUUCCCAUAAAGUACCCAACCUAUGUAAUGAGACGUGAUAAGUUUUUUAAAAAGGGAGAUAGAAAUUAAACCAUUUUGUCAGAAUGCGUUUUAGGAAGGCUUUGCAGUAAAAUAACUGUCAUCACUACUAAACCAAAUUUGGUUUUUACUGCAUGGUUAUGUUGUUUCCCCUUGUUUUUCUGAGGUAAAUUUUAUAUUAUAUCCUUCAGUAUUUUAACACUAUUUUGGGAGUUUACAUAUUAUUUCUUAUUUCUGCUUCCAUAUUGUGAAAUGUAUUAAGUUCUUACUCAAACAGUAUUAUAUAAUAUUUUGUUGAAUUAUAUCAUGUGGUGAUGCUCAGUUUUAUUUUGAUUUAUUCAUUAGUAUAAUUCACUUUUACCUUUUAAAGUUUACUUGUAGCAAAUGUUUACAUUGCUAAAGCCAGAUAUGUUUGACAAUGAAAUUUAUAUCAAGUACUGCAAAUAAAAGGUGGUGCUAUGAUAAAUGCUUGGAAGGACAGUUUGAUGAUUGUACUUGCAUGAACACAAUCGUAUGAUAAAACAGAAACUUAAAAAAAAAGUUUAUAUGUUGUAUUCAAUUAAAUAAAUUGCUCUGUUCCAUUUUAUUUGAGUUGAACUGUGCUAGGCCUAAAUACCAAUAAAAUAUACUUUUUCUGUG
This is a messenger RNA of Neofelis nebulosa (Clouded leopard), 3834 nucleotides long. It is a transcript of the gene SEC23A, whose product is annotated as SEC23 homolog A, COPII coat complex component. Gene Ontology annotation, molecular function: zinc ion binding; GTPase activator activity. Gene Ontology annotation, cellular component: endoplasmic reticulum exit site; COPII vesicle coat. The coding region runs from base 235 to 2532 and encodes 765 amino acids. Lineage: Eukaryota; Metazoa; Chordata; Mammalia; Carnivora; Felidae. Gene Ontology annotation, biological process: endoplasmic reticulum to Golgi vesicle-mediated transport; intracellular protein transport; COPII-coated vesicle cargo loading. The transcript is spliced from 20 exons. The record is from RefSeq and is a predicted model, not a curated record.